This is a messenger RNA of Dissoconium aciculare CBS 342.82, 483 nucleotides long. Its product is annotated as DUF1754-domain-containing protein. The transcript has a single exon. The record is from RefSeq and is a predicted model, not a curated record. Lineage: Eukaryota; Fungi; Ascomycota; Dothideomycetes; Mycosphaerellales; Dissoconiaceae. The coding region runs from base 1 to 483 and encodes 160 amino acids. Gene Ontology annotation, cellular component: nucleolus.
AUGCCCUCGUCCGACUACGCCUCUGCCAUCGGCGGCGGGCUGAAACUCAAAGGCGUCACGAGCGGUGGUAUCGACAAAAAGAAGAAAAAAUCCAAGAAGAACAAAGACCACAGCAGCAGCAGCAAACAGCAAGACGGCCUCCCCACUUCCACCGCCGCCGGACCAGACCAUGAGCGCUCAACCACACCCCCGAGCAACAAAGCCUCACACAACGACGCAGAUGAAGGCACCCACCCUCAAGACACCGACAGCAAAUCACCGCAACGGGAAACCUCUCUAACAGCAGCACCCUCAGCAGUACGCUCAGCAGCACCCUAUAAAACCGCCACACAGCGCAAAUAUGAUGAACAACGCCGCAAACGGCUCGACGAGCGGUUGCGGCGCGAGGGCGUGCAGACGCACAAGGAGCGCGUGGAGCAAUUGAAUAAAUACCUCUCUGGGCUGAGCGAGCACCAUGACAUGCCGCGCAUUGGACCGGGCUAA